Molecule: messenger RNA, 839 nt
Organism: Paramecium sonneborni
Lineage: Eukaryota; Ciliophora; Oligohymenophorea; Peniculida; Parameciidae
Source: the annotation of a GenBank genome assembly
AUGAAUAAUUAUAAUUAUCUUCUGAAAUUUAUUAUCGUUGGUGAUAUAUGUAUAUUGGAGUAAAUAUGAUAUAAUAGGCGUUGGUAAAAGUUGUCUUGUACUUUAAUUCACUGAUUCUAAAUUCCGAAAUGAACAUGAUGCAACAAUUGGUGUUGAAUUUGGAUCUAAAUAUACAACAAUAAAUGAUAAAAGAAUAAAGUUAUAGAUAUGGGAUACUUCUGGUUAAGAAGCAUUUAAAUCAAUAGUUCGGUCAUAUUACAGAGGGUUUGUAUUAGUAUACUAAAAAUAAUAGAUCAAUAGGAGGUAUUUUAGUAUUUGAUGUGACAUCAAGAUAAUCAUUUGAGAAUAUUACAAAAUGGAAUAAAGAGAUUUAAAGUUAUGCUUGUGAUAAAAUAGAAAUGACAUUAGUAGGAAAUAAAAUAGAUUUAAAUGAAAAGUGCAAUAAUAAUAAUAAUAUACAUAAGACGUUAAGUUUCAAGAGAUGAAGCAUAAGCAUUUGCUAAAAGAGAAGGAUUUACAUAUUUUGAGACUUCGGCAAAAACAGGAGAGAAUGUAAAUAAUGUAUUUGAAUAAAUGGCUAAAAUAAUUCUGAAAAGAAUAGAUUGUGGAGAUAUAGAUCCAUCUUAAGAUGUUUAAUUAGUCAUUUAAUUAUAUCUUUUAGCAAUAUGGAAUAAAAAUAGGAUCUGGGAAUAAAGAGUUGUAAAAUCGUUAAGAAGAAUAAGGCAAUAAAAAAAGUAUAAAUGGAUAGACAAUACAUUAAAGAAGUUAAAAGGUAUAAGGAAAAGAUGAUAAAGGUUGUUGUUGAUUUGAAUAAGAAAUAACUAGUAGUUAUUGAGGAG